GCUUGCCAGGGUUCCUCGACACCUUGUGCCGAGUCUUCACUAUCUCCUUCCACAAGAAGCUUUCUAGGGUUUCCCAAGAACCCUCAUACCUGUCCUCCAUCCCAUUCGUCGAAAAAAUUUCUAGGGUGUCCUCAAGAAUCCCCGUGCCCUCUUCCGAACGAACGGUGCGAAGGUCGAGGGAAAUGCCGAUCUACAAGAUUAGGGGGAUCGAUGUGGAUUUCCCCUUCGAAGCCUACGAUUGCCAGAUCGUCUACAUGGAGAAGGUCAUCCAGUCCUUGCAAGAGCAGGGAUGUAAUGCUUUGUUGGAGAGUCCCACUGGAACAGGAAAAACUUUGUCCCUCCUGUGUGCCACAUUGGCUUGGAGGAAGAGUUUGGGUGACUUCCUAACCACGACAAAUGAAGACAAGAAUCGGUAUUCUGGAAGUCAGCACUCCCAAAGUCAAUCAACAGAGAAUCCGCGAUCAAAUUAUCCUGUCAUCAUAUACACUUCACGCACUCACAGCCAGUUGAAGCAGGUUAUCAGAGAGCUAAAAACUAGUAACUACAGGCCAAAAAUGGCAGUAUUAGGUUCUCGUGAGCAGAUGUGUAUUCAUGAUGAAGUACGUUUACUUCGUGGUAGAGCACAGAACAAUGCUUGCCAUUACCUCUGCAAGAAACGGCUCUGCCGCCAUUAUACUCGUGUUUCUGAGUACAUGAAGUCACAUCAUGAACCUGGAAAUGAGCCUUUUGACAUAGAAGAUUUGGUUAAUAUUGGAAGAACUAAGGGGCCAUGCCCAUACUACCUAUCCCGAGAGCUUCACAAGGUUGUUGAUAUCUUGUUUGCCCCUUACAACUAUCUUAUCGAUCCUGGAAAUCGGCGUUCUCUAAUGGGAAUCCAAUGGAACAAUGCUGUGCUUAUUUUUGAUGAAGCACACAAUCUGGAGGGCGUAUGUGCAGAUGCAGCUUCAUUUGACUUGCCUUUGGGUUCUCUGACUGCUUGCAUUUCAGAAGCAAAACAAUGUGUUGAUGUUUGUAUAGCGAGGAGGGUAAUUGAAAAAUCAGCUGAUAAGCAACGUGACCCAGAUAAUUAUGCUAUUCUUAGAGCCCUUCUACUGAAGCUUGAAAAGCGGAUUGCUGAGGUCACUAUUGAAUCCAAAGAGUUAGGUUUCACAAGACCUGGGAAUUACAUAUAUGAGUUCCUUUCUGAUCUUAACAUAACAUAUGAGACUGCCAAUAUGCUUAUUGAUACAAUUGAUAAUGCUGCUCUUCUUCUUGAGGAAGAAAGCAUGACUGAUACUGGAAUGCAAACAAAAACAAAGGGAACUGUAUGCAGAUUAGAAAGCAUCCGGGAUAUUCUCAAUAUUAUCUUCAGGGAUGGUGGCAAAAGUCACUCAAAGUUUUAUUGUUUUCAUGUGCAGGAGUCUCAGCAAAGUAACAUGGAUUCUUUUAAAGGCAAGGUAUCAAGGACACUUAGCUGGUGGUGUUUCAACCCAGGACUUGCCAUGGAAGAAUUCAUAAGGCUGGGGGUCCGCUCUAUCAUAUUGACAUCUGGCACUUUGUCUCCCUUAGAUUCAUUUGCUUUGGAAUUGAACCUCAAGUUUCCAGUUAGGUUGGAGAACCCUCAUGUUAUAUCUCCCCAUCAAAUCUGGGUUGGUGUUGUACCAAGUGGCCCAUCUGGUUACCCCUUAAAUUCUUCCUACCGGAAUCGUGAUUUUCUAGAAUACAAGCAAGAACUUGGCAAUGCUAUAGUUAAUUUUGCUCGAAUUGUGCCUGAUGGAUUGCUUGUGUUCUUCCCUUCAUACUACAUGAUGGACCGGUGCAUUGAGUGCUGGAAAAAUAAGGGUCAUUCAAGCUCAACAGAUUUCAGUACAAUCUGGGAUAGGAUCUGCAGAACCAAACAACCUGUUGUAGAGCCUAGACAAUCAUCACUUUUUCCACAUGCAAUUGAGGAUUUUGAAGCUAAGUUGCGUGACAGUACUACUUCUGGGGCAAUUUUUUUUGCAGUUUGUCGCGGCAAAGUAAGUGAGGGCCUUGAUUUUGCUGACCAGGCUGGGAGAGCUGUGGUAAUAACUGGCAUGCCUUUUUCUAUGAAGACUGACCCCAAGGUUCGUCUCAAACGUCAGUACUUGGAUCAGCAGGCUUUGUCCCAGAAUAAGGACUCCAAGGUUCUGACCGGGGAGGAGUGGUAUGUCCAGCAAGCAGCAAGGGCUGUGAAUCAGGCUGUUGGGCGCGUCAUUAGACAUCGUCAUGAUUAUGGAGCUAUAAUUUUCUGUGAUGAAAGGUUUGCACAACAAAAUCGUCAAUGCCAAAUGUCAUACUGGCUGCGGCCUCAUAUCAAGUGCUACCCCAAAUUUGGGGACGUAGUCUUUACAUUGACUAGAUUUUUUCGAGAAAAAGGCACUUGCGGAACUUUGAAACCAAAACCAGCUGAAACCUUAAGCAUAGUGAAAACAAGGCUUCCUGAACACAAGAUCUCACUACCGAAAAUGCUUCCCUGUUUGGCUUCAACUACUGAACAUUGUUCCAGAAAGUCACUAUCAUCUGUACUGGCAGAUUCGAGAAGCAACAUCUUCAAUAAGUUGGGGCAAGUAGUUCCUGCAAAUCGUUCAACACUUUCUAACAAAGCCAAUUGUCACUUGACUGUACAUAAUUUACGAGAAAGCAGCUUAAAAGAAAGUCAGUGUCAUGACGAUGAAGUGGUUGAUUUGACUAGUGAUACACCUUAUCAUGAACAGCCAAUUGAAGAUGCUUCAACACCUUCCAUAAAAAAGCUAAGAACAUCGAAAAUUGAUUCUAGUGUGGUUGACUGUGAAUGUGAUGAAUGGUUACAUAAUGGCCAUUCAAGAAGUUCAUUGGAAAAAUUUUCCUCCAGUAGCAGUACAGGGGGACAUAAUAAAGAAAUAUCAGGGCUUUCACCUUAUGGUUCUGUAAACUAUGGAACUUAUGACAAGGAUAUUUGUACACAACAUGGCCAAUUUGGUUCAGCAAUGAUAUCUAAUGGUGAAAUAAAUACAGAGAAAACUACUGAGAAACCAUCUCGAGAGGAGGAUAUUCGGAGUAGUUCAUUGCCUCAUGGUGAUAAGGAAACAAGAGGUUCUGCUUUCUUGAUGCAGGUUCAAGAGAAACUUACUGUUGCAGAGUAUAAAGAGUUUGUAGGUUUGAUGAAGGCAUUGAAAUCGAAGACCAUGAAGAUUACAUCUGUACUGGGGUCAAUUGCAAAAUUAUUCUUUGCUCCAGAAAGGAUUUGUCUUCUUAAAAGGUUCAAAGAUUUUGUUCCUACGAAAUAUCAUCCCAUAUACGAGGAACAUCUCAGAGCUAAUGGUGCAGCAGAUUAAGACGGAUGUAAGAAAUUGUCAGGUGAUUUGCUACUUGGUUAAGUCGAAGAUCAUAUUUCUCUAAUUAUUUUUGUAUAUUAAUUUGUCAAUUCAAUUUACCAUAGUUUACUGCCUUUGGCCACUCUGUAGUUGAUUCAAGCCUAUUAUCAACUACUUGUAGCAAGAUGAGAAAGUAAUGAUAGGGCAUAAAGAACUACGUUUUACCUGAUCCCUUCGGACUGAUAUAGAAGUUUUGAUGAUUUCUAUGUGAAAUUGAAGUUGAGAGCUUUGGCACCCAGUACUAUAACGGUGCAUCUCUGAUCAGUUUUCAGAUUAACAAGUUUCAUAAGUUCUACAAUUGUGAUACAACUAGGGAAUAAACUGAUCUUUUCAUUGAUCAUGUGCUGUCUGACAAAUGUACUGUUGGUUUUCUACAUUGAACUUAUUGUUCGAAUGAUCAAGCAACAUCACAGAUGAACAAAACUGCAUUAGAAUCUGCAUGCUAACAUGUGUUACUGUGUUUCAUCGGUUCUCAAGCAUGAUUGUACAACUAUGGGGAUCAAGCUUCAUAUAUAUAUAUAUAUAUAUAAGCUAGGUUAGAAUCAAGUCGAUCGGUAUUUGAACUCAGAUCCGAUCAGGUACAAAACUCCAUAAUAGGGAUCCUACAUCGAUGAUUCAAGUCAUUAAAUGUGAUCUACUGCCUCAAAACUACUUGUCCACAAAAAAUUAUAUGAUUUGUAAAUCCUUAGUCUAUGCAUCAAGAAGUCAAAAAUUAGGACAGCCUAAAUAAAAUUCAAUUAGAUAUAUUUUUUGAUCACUUGAUGCAUAGGCUAAGGGUCUUCAAAUCAUAUGACUUUUGGUGUGCAAGUACUUUUGAGGUAGUAGAUUACAUCUAAUGGCUUGGAUUAUUGAUGUAGGAUCUCUAUUAUCCAAUUUUGAUUUGAUCGGAUCUGAGUUUAA
Molecule: messenger RNA, 4253 nt
Organism: Elaeis guineensis (African oil palm)
Lineage: Eukaryota; Viridiplantae; Streptophyta; Magnoliopsida; Arecales; Arecaceae
Product: regulator of telomere elongation helicase 1 homolog
Biological process (GO): telomeric loop disassembly; negative regulation of DNA recombination; regulation of double-strand break repair via homologous recombination
Cellular component (GO): nucleus
Molecular function (GO): DNA polymerase binding; ATP binding; hydrolase activity, acting on acid anhydrides, in phosphorus-containing anhydrides
Source: RefSeq, a predicted model, not a curated record